Messenger RNA from Volvox carteri f. nagariensis, 1079 nucleotides. RefSeq lists its product as uncharacterized. Lineage: Eukaryota; Viridiplantae; Chlorophyta; Chlorophyceae; Chlamydomonadales; Volvocaceae. The record is from RefSeq and is a predicted model, not a curated record. Gene Ontology annotation, biological process: L-tryptophan biosynthetic process. The transcript is spliced from 6 exons. Gene Ontology annotation, molecular function: phosphoribosylanthranilate isomerase activity; indole-3-glycerol-phosphate synthase activity. The coding region runs from base 192 to 1079 and encodes 295 amino acids.
AUUCAUUAACGCUAUACUAAAAGCUCUCUGCUGCCAUUCACUCUCCGAGCCUCGGGUAGGUUAGAAGUUGGAAGCUUGCCUACGUGCUCGUCUUAUCUGUCAUGCGUUGAGCACCUAUCCUAAUAUCAACUUCCUGCAUAAUUUGCAAAAUAAUAAUAAAAGCAGUCCACCAACAUUUAUCGGUAGCGAAAAUGCAUCGCGCAGUCGUGCCCAGCGCAAGCACAGCUUUGGGCAGCUCACAGCGGAUCUUUGCAUCACAUGGCAGAAAAGUUUGCUUCCAGGGAACUAGGAGGCCAGUAGCUCCUUGGCGUGCUUCAAGCAGCCCUAACCCAUCAGGUCCCGACGAUGAGCCUCCCAAGACACCGCCGAAUGCUCUAGAGGCCACCAUCCGCCGCAAGCAGCGCGAGCUGGAGGCCGCCAUUCGGGAGCUGGGUAUGGAGGCUCUGGACGAGCGGCUGCAGUCCGCCACCCAGGUGCCCGCCACGCCCCCCUACCGCCUGUCCAGACUCAUCGCGGAGCACGUCCCGCAGGGCCGUGCCGUACUGGUGUUCGAGGUUGCUCGUCCAAACCCCGAAACCACUAGUGCCGAGCUGGCGGAGCUGGCCAAAGCGUACGUCACCUUGGGCGGUGCAUCCGCUCUGGCCGUCCGUACAGACUCCGAGUCCACACCCUCCGGUUUGCGCGACUUGUUCACUGUACAGCAGGCCGUACCCCGGGUGCCCGUACUUGCCCGGGACUGGCUCAUACACCCCCUACAGGUGUGUGAGAUAAAGGAGGCGGGAGCUGCGGGAGCCCUGGGCAUCAUCAACCAGGGCGUCGUCUUCUACGCCAUCAAUGUCGGGGUGGGGCUGUCGGUUGCUAUACCCGGCUUCGCCAAUCGUAUUGCACACGGCCUGUUGGGCGAGCUGCCCUUCGGCUCUAUCAGCUUGGUGGGUGUGCGGUCUCUGGAGGAGGCGAGCGCCGCACGCCGCAGCGGGGCGGAUGCGCUGCUCAUCAAAGCUGAGCUGCUACAGUCGCACGGCACGGAUGUACAAGCAUUAGGCAAUGCGCUGCAAUAUGCCGUCACGCUGGAUGACUGA